AUACACGUGGAACCCAUGGCGCGAAAACCCAUUGUUGGCGGCAACUGGAAAUGCAACCUCGACAAGGCUGGAGUCAGCGCUCUUGUCACUUCUCUCAAUGGCAUGGACUGCACUGACUGCGAGGUGGUUGUCGCUCCUGUUGCCGUGCACCUCGGCUCUGUCGUGGACAACGUCAAGGCCCCCAUUGAGGUUUCUGGACAGAACUGCAACUUCAAGGGCAAUGGUGCUUACACCGGAGAGGUCUCUGCCGAUCAGCUCGUCGACAUGGGUGCCAAGUGGGUCAUCCUCGGCCACAGCGAACGUCGUGAGUACUUCAAGGAGGACAACGAGAUGCUCCGCCAGAAGUUGGAGUAUGCGCUGUCCAAGGGGUUGAAGGUCAUCUUCUGCAUCGGAGAGAAGCUUGAGGAGCGCAACGCUAACAAGACUCUUGAUGUCUGCAAGAGCCAGCUCGAGCCGGUCAAGGAUCUCCUCAAGCCCGAGACUGUUGUCAUCGCUUACGAGCCUGUUUGGGCCAUCGGAACUGGUGUCACUGCUACCCCUGAGCAGGCACAGGAGACCCACAAGCAGAUCCGCGAUUACCUCGCCACCGUCAACGCUGACAUGGCCAGCAAGAUCCGCAUCCAGUAUGGAGGAUCUGCCAACGCUGCCAACGCUCCUACUCUCUCCGCUUGCCCCGACAUUGAUGGAUUCCUUGUUGGCGGUGCCUCCCUCAAGCCGGAGUUUGCUGAUAUCAUCAAGGCUAUCGCUGCUGCCAAGAAGUAAGCCUUGAAGCUCAGUACACUUAGCUGGCUACUUGAAGAGCAAGCGAGGUUCAGAUUUAGAUGGAUUACAGUGUUGGGCUAGUAAAGAGGGCUGGAUAUUUUCAUGAAUAUGCUCAUCUCGCAGUGGCGGGGAUUCG
Molecule: messenger RNA, 898 nt
Organism: Guillardia theta CCMP2712
Lineage: Eukaryota; Cryptophyceae; Pyrenomonadales; Geminigeraceae
Exons: 10
Coding region: 16-762 (248 amino acids)
Biological process (GO): glycolytic process; glycerol catabolic process; glyceraldehyde-3-phosphate biosynthetic process
Cellular component (GO): cytosol
Molecular function (GO): triose-phosphate isomerase activity
Source: RefSeq, a predicted model, not a curated record